ACUUUGUUUCGGAGCGAGAACUUGACAGCAAGAGGUGGUUGUUGCUAGCAGUCCGUUGACGGCGCUGCUUCUUGAUUUCCAUUUCCAUUACCCCUCGCGCAGCCGCACCGGCCAUGGUGGUCGCCUAGUUGCGCAUCCAGAGAGGUGUUCGGAAGCGGCGCGCGCAACCCUGCGUCUUCCAUUUCCCUGGGACGAUCCCCACCUGGUGCAAAUAUAUACACAGGCAGAGCCACUUGAGCCCUUCCUCUGGCAACCAUGUCUUCCACUUACACGCUAUACCCGUCGUCAGUCGCCGACAACACCGCGACCCAGCGAGAACGGACUGGCGAGCCCCACAACCUCCCACCCCAGGACGGCCAGCAAUAUUAUAUCCAACCUUCCACCCCCCUCAUUACUGGUCACCUGUCGACCUUCUCGCCCCAGAUCAGGAGCAAUUCGGGCUCGCCCGCCCUCAACAGCUCCCAGCAGACGCCUGCCGACUCCACCCCGCUCAGUAUCCACUACCAGUCAAGCGAAUAUAGCGAGGCCGGCGACCCCUUCUUCGGUGUCAACUUCAACGAGGAAGGCUCUCCGUCCUUUCUGGACGACGAGUUCCCCCUGGGAAACGAUGAGCUACUGGUCGGCCACCAAGGUGCUGCCUACCUCCCACUGAGCCCCGACAAGACCCCCUCGUUACACACAAGCUCUCCCGAGCAAAAGGGAGACCGGGCCAUCUUCGCCGAGCUGAGUCGGGAAUUUGUCCCGACCCAGGAGCUGUCCAUUCUCACCAACCAGUCCUCCAUCUCGGCGGAGAGCCCGCAACCUGGAUACCAGCUAACCCCGCAGACUAGCGGCAGUGGAAAGUCGAGCGACGACGGUCUCGCGCCGGCUGCGGCCAUCAUGCCUGCCCACAGCCCCCGAGUUACGGUUUCUAUGUACGGAAAAGACCACCUUGCGGAUGAAACUGUCUCUCACGAACCGCAGCCUACGUCUUCCCCAUUCGCCCCUGCUCGUGACAACACGGGAACCUGGAUGGCGGACCGUGCUACUGGGCAGCGUGGCCUGGGCCCGGAUAGUCGCCCUGCAACCGAGGUGCCGAGUCUGAACGAACUGACUGCCCAGCGGGAGCUGAAUGACCGGAAUCAUGAAGUCGACGAAUGGUUGGCUAGGUCCCGGCCCCUGCCUACAGGUGCGCGCUCCCACACGGGUAUCCCCGUUCAUGAGCAACCAUCUCUCCAGCCAAUUGAUGGCGACGACAACGUACCUCUGCGGGAGAUUGAGCUUGGAGACGAGACAGAAAACAACCCAGUCCCAGGCCAGACCUAUUAUGUCGAGUCUGGAGGUAUGUUGACGGAGCAAGAUGUGGAAAUUAUGCGGCAGAACCGCAACUGGGCAGAUGCACCCCUGACUUUCUCCAUCUUCAAGUCGGGGUCUUCUCGCUACCAACCGGAGACGUCACAGGCCGCGAUCGAGAAGUUCGAGAAGAUGUGCCGCGAUAAUGCUUCGUUCGUCUCGAGAGCAGCAACUUGGGGAACACGCCGUCGUAGUCUGCCGAGUGUUGCGGACAUUGAUGGCGUCACUAGUGGUAACUUCUUAAAGAAGUUAUCGCUUAGCCGAGGAGACACGCGGCGGCCUAGCAUUUUCAAGGAGCUUCGAGGCCUUGUCAGGAAACCGAGCGGCUCCCGGAAUAAGCGAAGCCGCGGCGACAACGAUGAUGCCGCCUCGCGCGACACAGACUCUUCCCCAGAGCGCGAGCAGUCCAGGCUCGCACCUCCGAGUCCGUCACCCGGCAGGGGCAAGAAACAAGGAGUACCGAGCAUCAACACGGCAUUCAUAGCCAUGGGAAGCAACAUAGCAUCGAUUGGCACUACCCACGCCCGGAGUGGCUCCAUCAGCGCAACUCCCAUAACGUCGCCUAAAAGCCCGAGCGGUUUCUCCCUCGGUGUGAGGAAGCCUCUAAACCGCAUCCGCAGCAAGUCGGAUCUUACCAAGAACCAAACCUCAAGUAUUGCCGAUAUGUGGAAGAAAAGUGGCGGCCCUCCAGUGGCAAAUCUGGCGAAAGCCCCUGCCAACAUGGCGGAACCCGACGACGAGGAUGAUGACGACGACGACCUGGACGACAUGGACAUCAAGCAGGAGGCUGACAAGACAAUGCACGACAUCACGCCAAACUUUGCUGGAUUCCAGCAACACGUCUUGAAAUUGAAUCCUCUCCUAGCCACCACGAACAACUAUCUAGUCGACCGUAUCGCGCACCAGCAAAUCGUGCGGUAUAAGAGCCUCCUCAAUUCAAGGGUAAAACACCUGCAGUGUACGGCGGCCAAGAACUGUCCGUGUGGGGCUAUGUGUAUUGCACUGGGCGGCAGCGCAAAUGUUCUCGACUCCAAGGGGGAUGCGCGUGGGCUGGAUCCGAUGUCAGCACGGUACGAUGGCUCAGAUGGGGACAUUACACCGCUGGAAGGCGCUAUCAAUCCGGACAGCUUCCCUAUCGACAUUCCCAUGCCACCCACGAGCACCCUGCCGGCUGAAUUCGAAUGUCAGCUGUGCUUCCAGGCCAAGAAAUUCCAGAAACCGUCCGACUGGACCAAGCACGUACACGAAGACGUCCAACCAUUCACAUGUACCUGGGACCGUUGCCGAGAUCCCAAGAUUUUCAAAAGAAAAGCCGACUGGGUUCGCCACGAGAACGAAGGCCACCGGCACCUUGAAUGGUGGACGUGCGAUUACGAGGACUGCCGCCACGUGUGUUAUCGUCGCGACAACUUCCUCCAGCACCUCGUGCGCGAACACAAGUUUCCCGAGCCCAAGGUGAAGACAAAAGCCGCCAUUAAGCGUGCUGGCGGCAUGGAUCCGACCUGGCAGAAGGUGGAGCAGUGCCACGAAGAGACACGGGCUUCACCUCAUGACGAGCCCUGCCGGUUCUGCGCCAAGACGUUCCCGACCUGGAAGAAGUUGACAGUUCACUUGGCAAAGCAUAUGGAGCAGAUUAGCCUGCCCAUCCUUAAACUAGUUGCCCGUAAAGACCUCGAGGCCGACACCAUCAUCAGCCCUGUUCAAGACCCUCCGCCCCGGCCGUUCCCUACCAUCUUUGCCACUAAGCAGGAGCCGCGGUCCUACGACCCAUCGUCGGCGAACAUGUCCCACACGCCGCUAAGCCACCAGCCCGGAGGCUUACUAGCCUAUCCAAACGCAGCCCCAGCACAACAAACGUACGGGUACCAGCCCAUCGUUCCUCCUGGCUUCCAGUCACCUAUUUACGGCAGUGGUUACGACGUCUCGGUCGGUAUGGGCGGCCCGACACCGCUGAGUAUGGCAAACAUUGCCCAUCACCCUGUCACCCACGGAUAUGCGAAUCUCGACACUCAGGCGUACGCCAACCUUCCUGUGACGACGACGUACAUUGGAGCGCCCAACCAGUACAGCUCGGUCGCACCAGAUCUCGAGCCAUUCCCUGCCAUGGUGAAUAUGAACGCGCUGGGGCUAUCCGAUCCCAACACCGUCCAGAUGCAGUACGGCGGCCACAUGAUGGACCCGCGCAGCGCCGGCCCGGACCAAUACACGCCGCACGGGUCUGUGUCUCCCUUCUCUCACUCGCCACAUCAAGGGCAGUCGGGGUUCUACCAGCAAUAA
This is a messenger RNA of Lasiosphaeria miniovina, 3609 nucleotides long. RefSeq lists its product as uncharacterized. Bases 256 to 3609 code for a protein of 1117 amino acids. The record is from RefSeq and is a predicted model, not a curated record. The transcript has 2 exons. NCBI's taxonomy places the organism in Eukaryota, Fungi, Ascomycota, Sordariomycetes, Sordariales, Lasiosphaeriaceae.